AUGUAAUUUUUUUAAAAGUCAUAAGAAGAAAUUAGAAUUGAGUAAAAAUUGUAAAGAAUAAAUACAGCUUAAUAAGAUGAAAAAUAUAGAAAACCAAAUCCUUGUUAAAUUGUAUUUCCAGAAGAAAACUUUAUUGAAAUGAUAGUUUAAUAAGAAGGAAAACAAAUCAAAUUAAAUACUUAUAGAUUUCCAGCCGUUACUAAACCUAAGGCUAUUGUAUUCAUGUUUCAUGGUUUAUGUGCACAUAUUAAUCAUUGUGCUCAUAUUGCUUAGAAAAUGGCAUAAGAAGGAUUUUUGAUUGUUGGAUUUGAUCAUAGAGGUUUUGGAAAAUCUGAAGGUUUACGAGGUUAUAUUGAAAGUCUUGAAAUUCAUUUAUAAGAUAGUCGUCUAUUUAUUUAAAAAGUUAUGGAAUUAUAGGGAAAUUCUAAUCUUCCUAUCUUUUUAUCUGGUUAAUCUAUGGGUGGAAUGACUGCUUUUAGAUUAGCAAUCUUAGGAAAUAUUCCUAAUCUUAAAGGGAUUAUACUAUAUGCUCCUGCAAUCAAAAGUCUAUUCAGUGGUUUAUUCAUUGGUACAAUUUAAUUUUUAGGAUAUCUGAUACCAAAAUACAAAUUAGUAAAACCUAAAAGAGGAUAAACAACUAAAAACCCAUAAAUAACCGAAGAUCUAAUGAAAGAUCCCUAUACAUAUUAAUAAGAACUCCUUCCAAAAACUAUUUCAACUGUCACUGUAAGCAUGAAAGAAUCUGAAUCAAUGUAUAGAUAAUUAAAUACUCCUUGGAUAGUUAUAUAAGGAGGUAUUGAUAAAUUAGUUGAUCCUGAUUUAGCAUAAAUAUUAGAAAGAGAAUCACCAUCAUAAGAUAAAACAGUAUUAUUUUAUGAAAACUUAUGGUAAUUAUUAAAUAAAUAAUUAGGCACGAUAUAUGGCAUGAAGAAGAAAUCUAAGAUAUCAUACCUAAAGUAAUUCAAUGGUUAAAUUAGAGAGUAUGAAUGAAAUAUUAAAAAGCA
This is a messenger RNA of Paramecium sonneborni, 1004 nucleotides long. The record is from the annotation of a GenBank genome assembly. Lineage: Eukaryota; Ciliophora; Oligohymenophorea; Peniculida; Parameciidae.